Gekko japonicus is the source of this 907-nucleotide messenger RNA. It is a transcript of the gene TAL2, whose product is annotated as T-cell acute lymphocytic leukemia 2. Gene Ontology annotation, molecular function: DNA-binding transcription factor activity, RNA polymerase II-specific; protein dimerization activity; RNA polymerase II cis-regulatory region sequence-specific DNA binding. The record is from RefSeq and is a predicted model, not a curated record. The transcript has 2 exons. The coding region runs from base 129 to 482 and encodes 117 amino acids. Gene Ontology annotation, biological process: regulation of transcription by RNA polymerase II. Lineage: Eukaryota; Metazoa; Chordata; Lepidosauria; Squamata; Gekkonidae.
AGCUCUUGCGUUUUGGAGCGGAGAGGCAGCAAAGUACUAGGAAGAGAGCAUCCGACUUUGUUGCAUGUGAAUGCUUCUGUGAGAUCAAUUUGUAUUGGCUUUGGCAAAGUUCUGCUGGUGUUUUAACAAUGACUAGAAAGAUCUUCACCAACAGCAGGGAGCGAUGGAGGCAACAGAACGUCAACAGUGCCUUCGCUAAGCUGCGGAAGCUUAUCCCCACCCAUCCUCCAGACAAGAAACUCAGCAAGAACGAGACCCUCCGCUUAGCCAUGAGGUACAUCAACUUCCUCGUCAAGGUGCUGGGAGACCAAGGCCUGCAGCAGACAGGGGUGGCUCCUCGGGGACGGAUACUUGGGCUGUUCCAGCAGACUCCAAGUUUGGAAAGCAUGGAAGAACUGACGCUCAUUGAAGACUCUGAGGUCCCUUCUCCUAAUGCAGCCAGCAAUGUCCCUGAGUGCUGGUCAGAAGAAUCCUCACCAUGAAGAACCUCCAGUCAGGGGCACAGGCCGAGUGGUAACCUGAUAGUCCCCCUUUACAUAAAUUGUGGGUUGUUUUGCCUAUGUAUAGUAUUUAUAUGUUUGUUUGUUUGUUUUGCUCUUUUAUCAAGUGUAUUUUUGCGUGAGGUUUUCUGGGGACGAUGACUGGUUUUCAGUAAUUAAAACAGGGAUCUUCCAUCUCUGGAAAAAUAAUCAGGAUUUCACCCACUCGUUUUGGUAGAAAGUGCUUUGAUUUCAAGACCAAGGGGACCCUUUAGACAGGCCACAGAAAGCUGUGAGUGGAUUGCUCCUUCUUAUUUUGAUGGUGUGUUGAAGAAAGCUAUUGGGGCUAAUCGUUUGUUGGAUGAGCAAAAGUUUAAUUCCUAAUAAUAAUAAUAAUAAUAUCUUUCGAUUUAUUGAUCGCUCAAUCC